AUGGCCAGUCUUUCUUCCAAAGUCCCUCGCACCAAGACUGUCCGCUCGGCUGGGACAAGCAGCAGCAGCUUGAGCAAACCUAUACCAUUCUCCCGGAGCACCGCUUCGGCUACCAGUCACGCCAGUCACACCACUUACACCAGCUCCGUCACUAGCGCGACCGGCCCGCCGUCAUCGACAACCAAACCUACUACAAACACGUCUAAUGCUUCCCAUGUCUCCAACAUUUCCUUAUUUCUUACCAACCUUCGAUUGCUGGAUCUGGACUUGCUCCCAGACUGGCCCGAUAUCAAUACGGCCACCUUCAGCGUAAAGGAUGCAGCGCAAGGUCAGAAGAAGCGCAUUCAGUGCGUUGAGUGGGCUCUCUAUCAGCUCUUCAACCUAUGGGACUCCGAAGAAACUCGAAACAAGCUGAAGCCCUUCUUUCCGCCUCUCGAAAAUGUCCAGUCCCUUAAUUUGCGCGCCGCUCUCGUCCGGAGCCUAGAACAGGCGAAGAAGAACGGCGUGCUUGGCCGGGAUGCGAUAGUGCGCAAGACAAUGCUCGACGAGUGCAAGGGAGACAGAUUCGAGGAGAUUCUGGCCGUCUUCUCGUCGGCUGUACUCAAAAAAGUGGUAGCAGAGCAGCAGUUACAUGACCCACGAAGAAGACAUCCCGCCCUGGCGCAAGCACUGGCACUCGAGGAUCGUGGCUACUCUGGUGACCGAUCAGAGCUCACAGCUCUCAUAGUCGCCCAUAGAGCCUCUCUCUGCCGUACCUUGAGAGACAAGAAUGCGACGAGAGAGCGAUACAGAGAGUUUUCAAACUUGUUGAGAAUCAAAGAGCAAACCGUUGCUGAUCGACGACAGCGAGUCCAAGCUUCGCAAAGGAGACGCCAAAAUGCCGGGAGAGAGAUCUCCAACGAUGUGAAGCUUGAUGUAUGGCGGACUGUGCGACAUAACUGGUCGGGUAAUGAGCGGUGGUUGGAGACACUCUUACACGGUGACAAAAACACCCGAAUCGACGGUGUCUUGUCGGCGCCUUUUGAUCGAGUCUGGCAACGUGUUCAAACUGGUCGCAUUUCGGAGCUUGAAGACAAGUCAGAUAGUUUGCUGGACGAGCUGGACGACAGAGUGAAGAGCCAGAAGGAAAGACUCCAGAGAUGGCAGACUUUCCGUCAGCAGAUGUUCGGGAAAACCAGCAAGGACUCUACGACCAAAGAGUCAGCCCCACAGCCUAAUCCGAAGGGAAUCGAUCUCGGACUCAGGGGACAUGAGGCUUUGCACCGCGGACGAAGUGUGCGAAGGCUUACUCUCCUCAAACCUGUAACACCUAUUGAGCUAGGAGGCAAAUACAAAGAACUACUCAAUGACUUCAAGUCCGAGUUAUCUAAUAUCGACCCUAAGCUAACCAAUAUUCCAUCCUGGUUACAAAAGCCAAGAGAGCCGCCACGACAGGAGUCUGAUACGGAUGUGAUUUCCAAUAUUAAUGAUGAAGAUAGGAACCUUGCCGCAGCACCUGCUCAAACCUGUCAACGGGAGUUUACAGCAGCCGAAGAUAUGUCAUACCAACCUAUACUGGAGAAGCCGAAGAGUGUCCACGACGAUGGAGAACCACUGGCCUAUUCAAAUGCCGCAGCCGAGGGCUCCUCUUGUCUAACAAGGAAUCAGCAAAGACAAGAAGCUACAAACCCAACACCGCCUCAGUCUGCAGUUUCGCCCCCACGCCUUAGGCCAUCUUUGAUCUCCAUUGAGGAGAAGCAACCAGAAAGGCGUGACCGGCCACCCACACCACCGACUGAGGGAACUCGCCGACAAUACAGCUCUCACCCGUCUCCCGAACCACAACAACUAGCCGACCAGAUCCUGGCGUCCGUCGAUACCGCCUCGCCUUCGCCCUUGAACAAACCACGGUACAUACUUUCACUGGCUGAACGCACCCGCCUCACCCUUGCUCAGUGCAAUUCACAGGCCGCUGCCGACAACGAUGACGCCUAUGGCGACGUAGAUGAGGCAGAAGAUACAUACUUCUCGCCUGUUCGUUCUGCGUCUCACAAACGCUCACAUACCAUCUCCAGCCCCUACAAAGCAAGCACAUCAGGUACACCAGGCGACAGCCAUAACGGCGCAGGAGGGUCAGGAUCAGGGGGAGGAGGGGCAUCAACCUACGAAGAUCUCAUGACCCGCACGCGUCGUUCCAUGGCCAACUUUGAGUCCGCCCAAAAGAAGGCUCAAAUGGAGAGGAGACGGUCGGAACGCAAGUCGAAGCAGCUGGCCCCGCCGUCGUCAAAGGGCGGAUAUUUCCCUGCCAUGGGCGAGGAAGAAGAAGAAGAAGGAAAGUCGGCGCUGUUGUUGGCGGAGGAACUGCUUAGUGCGGGCCAGGAUGUGGAUUACGAUGCUGUGUUUAGGAGCAGGCCGAAGAUUGCGAGAGGUCCGACGCCAGGGAAGGAAGAUGGAGGAGGGUUUGGGGAGUGGGAGUAA
Molecule: messenger RNA, 2457 nt
Organism: Neurospora tetrasperma FGSC 2508
Lineage: Eukaryota; Fungi; Ascomycota; Sordariomycetes; Sordariales; Sordariaceae
Exons: 2
Coding region: 1-2457 (818 amino acids)
Source: RefSeq, a predicted model, not a curated record